AUGUUACCGGCUUGGAUCAUCGGGAUUUUCUUCCUCGGUGCCGUCAAAGGCGCUGACGUUUGCUAUGACAGGUUGGGAUGUUUCACGGACGCCUGGCCCUAUUCAGGUUCUGUUCAGAGACCCACCGCCAAGUUGCCCUGGACCCCGGAGAGGAUCAACACCCGAUUCUUCCUCUAUACCAGGAGCAACCAAAACAGCUACCAGGUGAUCAGCGCCAUUAACCCUUCCACCAUCUCCUCCUCCAACUUCCGCACCUCCAGGAAGACACGCUUCGUCACCCAUGGCUUCACCAGCAGCGGAGAGGCUUCCUGGCUGUCUCAAACCUGCAGAGCUUUCUUUGAGGUUGAAGAUGUGAACUGCAUUGCUGUGGACUGGGCCGGUGGAUCCCGCACAACCUAUUCCCAAGCCGCUAACAAUAUCCGUGUUGUGGGGGCAGAAAUUGCAUAUUUUGUUAACUAUCUCUCGACAGCCCUGGGAUAUUCGCCUUCCAACGUCCAUGUGAUUGGACACAGCCUGGGGGGUCAUGUUGCCGGAGAGGCCGGGAAGAGAAUGAGAGGCAUUGCCCGGAUCACAGGUCUGGAUCCCGCCGAGCCGUACUUCCAGGACACACCCGCCGAGGUCAGGCUGGAUCUGACAGAUGGUGUAUUUGUUGAUGUCAUCCACACUGAUGCCGGAGCUGUCCUGCCUAACCUAGGUUUGGGGAUGAGUCAGGUGAUCGGUCAUGUGGAUUUCUUCCCCAAUGGUGGUGUGCAAAUGCCCGAAUGUCAGGCCUACAAGACCGUCGACAUCUACGAUGAAGAAAUCUUGGACCCAACAUUUUUCUCCCUCCUAUGUAACCACGACGCCGCCAAAGUAUAUUAUAUCCACAGUAUCACCAAUCCGAGCGCCUACGUCGGCUACCCCUGCAGCAGCUGGAACAGUUAUGUGGCGGGGAGCUGCAGGUCGUGCCCCAGUGCCGGCUGCCCCGUGAUGGGUCACUACGCCGAUUCCUACCGAGGUGUCACCAACUCCAGCCAAGCCUUUUACCUGAACACGGCGUGA
Molecule: messenger RNA, 1041 nt
Organism: Nanorana parkeri
Lineage: Eukaryota; Metazoa; Chordata; Amphibia; Anura; Dicroglossidae
Product: pancreatic triacylglycerol lipase-like
Exons: 9
Coding region: 1-1041 (346 amino acids)
Biological process (GO): lipid metabolic process
Molecular function (GO): triacylglycerol lipase activity
Source: RefSeq, a predicted model, not a curated record